Molecule: messenger RNA, 38804 nt
Organism: Podarcis lilfordi (Lilford's wall lizard)
Lineage: Eukaryota; Metazoa; Chordata; Lepidosauria; Squamata; Lacertidae
Source: the annotation of a GenBank genome assembly
AUGAUGGGAGAUGCCUCAAAACCAUGCUUUGCCAGACGUAAUAAGGAGCGGGGGAUUUUAAAUGAGGAGGAUUUCCAGAAGUGUGCUUUACGUCACGAUUACCAAGCAAUGGAUGAUUAUGGAAAUGGACACGGCAACAAGAUGGACAUAGGGAUUGAGAAAAGAAAGGGAGCACUGGGUCACUAUGGAACAAGUCCCCGAAAGGGAGCACACGGUGUUUCAAAUCACCCGAAUUCUUCUAAAAACACUGUUCACAAUCAAGGGAUGAGGAUAAAUGAAGCCUCAAAAGACCAAAUUAAAAAGUGGGUGUCUGACAACCAUCAUGCUAAUUUAGACAGUUGGAGAGAAUACAGAUCUACACCUCGGAUUCCUGUGGUUAACAGGACAAGGAAGGAUUCUUCUCAUGAGUGCGAGAGCCAAGGAAACAGAAAUGGAAGGAAGCAGCUCCAGAGAGACUUAACAAGUGAUGAUUUAUCAGAUAGGAAAGGAAAUUCUGGUAAUAUAAACACCUUUAGAUCAUUUUCUUGUAUUUUAAAAUGUGUUCAAAUAUUUUGGGGUGACUGUAGUCUUAAGAAUUGUCUUUAGGUAUCUUCUAACCUUAGAAAAUAUAAAAUCUACAAUAUUUCAAGAUAGUGCUCUAUUGCUAAGUUAUGGCACAAUACCUGCUAAUCUAAAAAACAACCAAAGAAUGACUGGGUUGAUAUCAAUCCUAUAUCUUGCUUUAGCUGUUGUGGCAAUCACAGUUGUAUCCUGUGUAAGGUAAGUGGCUAAAAGCUGUGUUGCUAUCUGCCUUCCCAAUAACUAUGAAACCCACCAGAAAAGGUUGGGGGGAAAUAUUUCAGAUUCAUAAACAGUCGUCCCAAUAUUUUAAGAAUGUCAUCUAAAAUUUAACAGUAGGCCCUUAAAUUUACACAGUAUUGCACAAAUGCCCAUGUGACAGAAUCAGUACUUGGGGACAAAAUCUAAUGGGCAGCUGUGUUGCACAAUCCUUACUGAAAUGGUGAUGGUCAUGCCCAGCUUACACAAGAGAACUUUGGGGUGUAUUGUACCCUAAAUGAAUUGAGUAAAACAUGCGUCUGAGAUUUUUCCAUCUUCAGCUACCUGCUCUAGCCAACUCAAAUGUGCACUGGUGCCAGGGGCACUUCCAAAGGGACUUCCAAAGCCCUGAAUGGGUGCGCUUAAGGGAUAAAAAUGUGCUUUUAAGUAAAAGCUUGAUUUCCGGCUUAAGGCAUUGGUGGGAACCCUGCUGCCCUUCUGUUGCUGUUGGACCAUGUCUUACAUCAUCUGCGUCUAGCAUGGCCAUUGUAGUUCAACAUCUGGAGGGCCACAGAUUCCCCAUCCCUAUCUUAAAACUACUUGAUUUCCUCUACCGCCACCUGCAUUCAUGGCUGUAAGUUAAUGUAGCAUGAGAACAGGAUGCUUAGGAUAAUGCUGUUUUCUGUUUGGUGACACAAAUAUUAAGAGACACAAGCUUAAAUUCCAAAAAUUCGCAGUUGGGUAAUACCUUUAGUAGGAUCAACCAGAAUGUUACAAAAUAAUAACAAGGUUUUGAGUUCUGCAGAACUCUUCAACAAGUAAAGUGUUAUAUAAAGGAGUUGGUGGGGGAGGACAAACAACACACACGUUCAAAAAGUAGGCCACAUGCUGUAGCCGUAAGGUGAUUUUGUAGACUCCUUUCCAAGACGGAGGCUGAAUAAAUUUUUGCUAGAUGCUACAUAGAUCAGGUUACACACCUAGGAUUUUGGAAUAAAGAAGCAUUGGCCGCCUCCCAUUUUUUUUAAACAAAAAGCCUAGCUGUUACCAAGAUUAGUCCCACACCUUAAGCAAAACAUACAGGUGCCUGGUUGGGUGGAGAAUUUUAAGGUGAUCUCAAUUUUUUAAUGCAAUUCAAAUGACCAGGAGCUGUUUGGGAAACUUCGGAAAGAAAAACAAACCACUUUGAGAUUUUUUGAGAUAUAAAGUGGUAUGGAAAUGAUUUAAGCAAAAAAUAAAAUCAUAUCAAGUUAACUCUUUUUCACCACUUUUUGACAGUGCUUAUCUGCUAUUGGGGUUCAGUAGACCCCUUUAAAGUUGUAUCUGAAAAUAAAGGUUAAGGGUAAUUUGACAACUAUGUUUUACUUCGAGUAGUCCCACUGAAAUUAAAGGAUCUAAUUUAGUUAUGGCCAUUAAUUUCAGUGGGUCUACUCCGAGUAAAAUUUAGUUCAAUACUACCCUGAGAUUGAUUUCAACACUAUUCUACUUUAACAAAACAGGAUGUGGUAUCACAUUUCAAAAGCGUAGACUAAAACAAACUGUUGGUCCCUGCCUAAAUGUUAAUGAAAGGGAAAGCAAAAUGAUGCCUGUCUGAAAUUCUGGACUCAUAGUAAAUAAUGGAAGGAAUCCAAUGUACCUGAUAGCCUAAUAGGGAGGCCUGUCCUCCCUGCCUCCAAAAAAUUCAGAUGACAACCAUUUUAGGUGCAUCCCAUUGAUGUGCAGUCACCGACAUUUGGGUUCUUUUGGACCUGGAAAAUGGCAGAACGAGGUGGGGGCCAGGUAUGGAACCCCCAUGCGAAAUGAUCACCACCUAUAUUACAAAAAAGAAAUCAGUGUUGUGAGUCUGCACUAUGUUAAGAUAAAAGCCAAUUUGGAGCAGAAUCAUAGCUGUCAACUUUUCCCUUUUCUUGCGAGGAAUCCUAUUUGGAAUAAGGGAAUUUCCCUUAAAAAAAGGGAAACAUUGACAGCUAUGAGCAGAAUUAACUUUUGUGUGUGUGUGUGUGUGUGUGUGUGUGUGUGUUAAAAUUGACUCCUGGGAUCCUUUAUAAGUUUUGUGUGUGCAUAGGAACGUACAUUUUGUUCUGUUUCUAUAUAUAUGAUAUACACAUACAAACAUAAAAAUCUAUUACAGUGCUCUUGAAGUGGUAUAAGCACAUAAAAAUGGAAAUUUUGAUAUAGGCAAAAUGCUAAGGUUUUCCUACCCUAUUUGGAGAUGUUGCUUGGGGAUGGGGUGGGUCUCAAUGAGCAUUGAUAGUUUCACUUUCCCAUUUGUCCAGAUAGGUAAAUUGGACCCAUAAGUAAGUUAAACUUUUUUUAAAACUGAAAAACAGGGCAACACAGGACAGCUGACCCCAUAAUUGUUGAGGAGUACACAGAGUGUGAAGUGGUUCACAUGGCAAAAAAAAGGUUUGCAAAUACAGUAAGCCUGGCAACUUGCACACAUUUAACUUGUGCACAUUCAGCUUUAUGUGCUUGGCAAAUAAUUUUAAAAAAUUUAAAAAGGGGACAGGCGUCGGGGAGGGGGAAACUGGCAGUCCCACCCAUAUGCAACUUUGGCUUUAAGUGCAAGUAACCCCAGUGUACGUUGAGGGCUUACUGUAUUCCAGACAGUUUCUGGGGUCCACAGCAACCCUAUUGGCAUUAGAGUCCAAAUCAAAAAUCCACUCCAUAACAAUGUACUUCAUCAUUUUGUUGGUUCUGUUCACCUGUCAAUUAUCUUAACAUGGUUUGCCUUCUUAUCACAUACUUCCACUUCUUUAAUAAGUACAUUAAAAAGGUUCCCAAAACGGCAUUUGUAGGAAGAUAAAAGCAGUGAUACUUUAAGACUGCAACCCUAUGCACAGUAACAGCAAAGUUUUAUAUAUGGCUAGUGAGAGGGCAAAGGGACUUACUCCCAGGUAAGUGAGCAAAGGAUAGAGUUGCAAGUCAAGUCUUGCUGGGUACAAUGGGGGCAUUGGAUUGUACUCCACAUCUUUUCAUAUUCUAGGUGCCUUAUGUUAUGUUGUGCCUUCCCUUGUUGGGUUGCAAACUCGAGAGUUUUUGCAUCGCAACUGUAGAUUCCAUCUGAAGCUUGAAUGGUUUCUCAACGAUGGUUUGUUUAGGUGCGGAAAUGCACUAAGGUCACAGUCGUUAUUUGUGCCGUGCACUUACAGCAACUUUGUUCUAAUAACUGUUCAAAAGAAACAAAGAAACAUAGGAAGCCAAGAAGAUCAAGACGGAUAAGAAAAGAAGAAAAUGAUCAAGAGGAGGAUAUGGAUGGGCCGGUUAUAGAUGAAUCUUUGCUGACAGCAAAAGAAUUGCUAGGGCUUCAACAGGCUGAAGAACGACUUAAGCGAGACUUCAUUUACAGGCUGAGGAAGGUAGCUAUUUCUGCAAUAUAUAUAUAUUCUUGUUUUGGGGUGAAAUGUGCAAAUAUUGGUACUGAAGAAUACCAGUUAGGAAUAUGCUUGGCAAAUGAGAAGAGCAACAAUGGUGGGAAAGGACUUGGGAAAGCAAGGAACAUGUUUAACCACAGAUUAUUUUUAUGUAUUUGAAAAUGCUUACAAGGGGAUAGUGCUGCUUGUUCAUUAUGAUGAGCAGCAAUAAUUUGGAUGAACACCUGUAAUUUAUUACUUUGGUUUAAUGAAUCUUGCAUUGGGCAGAGUAGACGUACUGUAUUAAUAUUUGAAGGUUUUUUUAACAUUCAGCAAAGUGGUCAAUAGGUAGAAAAUCUAAAGAGCAGAGACAUAGCUGGAAUGCUAUAUAAGUAUUCUUAUUCUUACCAUUUCUGUGAUACACUGAUGAUCUGAUGUAAUUCAUGUUAAACAUCAUAAGCCACAGUACUAUCCUUAGAAUAAAAAAAUGGAAAGGCUUACCCAGAUCGUUCUUAAAAGUCACAUCUCCGUAUGGUUGCAGACACUUUCAGGAGGGUGUGUGUUGAGAGUCCGUCCAUCAAGAGGUCUGAUUCUCCCCUCUCUUCUCAAGGAAAGAAUUCCUUUGAAGUGGUUAACUCUCAUAUCCACAGUCUUUUGUAAAAAUUCCAAUCACACAACAAAAUCAUUGACAUAACUUAAAUGUUGCGCUGAUCCAGGAAUAUGAAAUGUCUGGGUAAUUUUUAUUAAUAAAAUUCUCACUUGUCAACACAGAUAUUGAAGUAAUCAAUGUGCAGCUCAGAUUUAGGCCCAAGGAAUGAAUAUGUAAAAAUCAUUUCAAAUCUGAAUCAAAGGCACAUUAUUGGACCUUAAGCAAUUUUUAGAGUCAGGGAGCUGCCUGAUUUAAUAGGUAGUACAUAGAUGUUUCAAUAUGAGUAUCAUGCCUGCGCAGGAAAGACCAUGCUGUUAAGUGAACUGGAAAUAAGGUCCGUUCAGCAUGAAUGGAGAUACAUAUCAUAGCUUUCCUAUAGGACUGAAAUGCUACUUCUCAGUGCUAUUUAAAUGAUCCUAGAUGUUUUCUGACAAAUGGUUUGACUCUGAGUCCAGGUGACUCGUCUUGACAGGAACAUUGUGAAAUGAUAUAUCUGCAGAAGCUUUGAUUUGUUUUAGUCUAUUUUAUUGUGGUUUAAACUUUUUGUAUACAGUCGUACCUCGGAAGUCGAACAGAAUCUGUUUCGUAAGUCUUCUUGACUUCCGAAACAUUUAACUUCCAAAGUGCGGCUUCUGAUUGGCUGCAGCAAGCUCCUGCAGCCAAUGGGAAGCUGCAGAAGCCCCGUCGGACGUUUGGCUUCUGAAAGAACAUUCAAAAACUGGAACACUCCCUUCCGGUUUUUGAGUGUUCGCGAGCCAGAAUGUUAGACUCCCAAGGCGUUCUAGGUAUGACUGUAUUUUAAAUUACAGUUGAAAUUUUUCUGUAAACCACUUUGAAGUUGUUGUUUUCUACGAUCAAGCGGUAAAUAAAUUUUAGGAAAUAAAUAAAUUAAAAUCAAUACAUUUUAAUACAUUGUUCUCCUUAGCGCCCUCGAAGUUACCCAACAGCCAAAUACACUUGCAAGUUAUGCGAUACUUUGAUUGAGUCGGUGGCUUUUGCUCAUAAGCAUAUUAAAGAAAAGAGACACAAGAAAAACAUAAAGGUGAGUCAACGGCCAGUCAGAGCUAUAGAAGCAUUACAGGGGUUUUGUGUGUGUGUGUUGUGCAGAUUAUUAAGAGAAAGCUCAAAAUAUCACAUGUCAGUAUGGUAGCUGAUGAGCAGCAGCAGCUAAACAUGGGAGCCCCUACAUUGCCCCCUCCUAGCAACCUUAUUCCAACCUUCCCUGCUUUAGGGCAGGAUGUUCUGUGCUUGGGACCUAUAACUAGUGGGGAGGGAGCAAUAGAGAUGACGCAGGGAGGGGUAAUAGGUGCAUGUUGUGAGCUGCACAUGUGUGCAAGAGGAAGUGGCCUGCAGCCAAACAUGCAGUCCUUGGGCUGAAGCAGGUGAGCCAUACUUGCUCUGAUGGUAAAGGUAAAGGGAUCCUGACCAUUAGGUCCAGGCGUGGCCGAUUCUGGGGUUGCGGCGCUCAUCUCGCUUUAUUGUCCAAGAGAGCCAGCGUACAGCUCAUGUGGCCAGCAUGACUAAGUCGCUUCUGGCGAACCAGAGCAGCGCACGGAAAUACCGUUUACCUUCCCGCCGGAACGGUACCUAUUAUCUACUUGCACUUUGACAUGCUUUCGAACUGCUAGGUUGGCAGGAGCUGGGACUGAACAACGGGAGCUCACCCCAUCACGGGGAUUUGAACCGCCGAACUUCUGAUCGGCAAGUCCUAGGUUCUGUGGUUUAACCCACAGUGCCACAUGCUUGCUCUAGGGAGUUGAUUAGAAAAGUCGUUGACUCAGCAGUCCAAAUCCCUACCGGGACAGAUGUCUUCGGAUGGUGGCUCAAGGGGGAAAUAGCAAAGCCAUUUGUGGGAGCCAGAGACCUUGAGGAAGCUGAGGGAGGUUGAAACGCAGGAACGAAUGUUGCAGCCAGGGAUGUACUUGGGUAAGAGAGCCAAGAUCAGAAAGUGGCAAGAUUGUGGAAGCCUUUCGAGUUGUGGCAAUUGGUUCAUGCUGGAUCUGGGCAUGAGCAGGAAGCCAUGGUACGGAUUUGAAAUCCCCUGCUUAAAAUGGCCUCCCUUGCCCUCUUUUUGGUGGGUUUUUUUACCAUCUCAUGAAUACCUUUAUUUUCUCUUGGCAUCUGGCUUGCCAUGUUGAUGCCUGUUACCCUUGCUGUCGUUUUUCUAAACAACGUUGAAUUUAUGUUGUAAGCUCCUUGGGUUACCUAGGGACCUUUUUGUUCUGCAAAGUGUUAUGCGCAUUACUACCACAAUACAAAUAGGAGUACAUAGUACGUCUUCUUACAUUUGUUUCUCUUGCACAAGAAAUGCUUUUCUGUGAGUAAAUAUUAUCUGUGAUGUUUUAGCUAGUAAGAGGACAUACUUUUGGAAAUGCGCUUUGCAGGGACAUUAGAAUUGGUUCUCCCCCCCCCCCAAAAAAACCCCCCAAAAUAGUAUGGAGAAAUAAAAGUAGGUAAACUGUACUUUUUACAUUAUUAAAAUGAUUCUGAGAGAAAAAAAUUAUAUAUUUCUUGCAUAUUAUCUCUAAAGGAAAAGCAAGAACAACAACUGCUGACUGCCCUACCUCCACCAACGCCUUUGCAGAUUGAAGCUAUUGGUGUUGCCAUUGAGAAAGUAGUGCAAGAGUUUGGUUUAAACAAUGAAGACUUGGAACAACGGCUUGGAGUUAAAACUGCCAUGGAAAGUGUAUUGCAUCAGAAAUUGCCAGGUAACAUUUUAUUAUAAUUGUCUUUAACAAGUGGUGAUCCAGGUUGUAUUUCCGUGGUAUCUUAGUUAAAAAGGUAAAGGUAAAGGUACCCCUGCCCGUACGGGCCAGUCUUGACAGACUCUAGGGUUGUGCGCUCAUCUCACUCUAGAGGCCAGGAGCCAGUGCUGUCCGCAGACACUUCCGGGUCACAUGGCCAGCGUGACGAAGCUGCUCUGGCGAACCGGCACCAGAGCAGCACACGGAAACACCGUUUACCUUCCCGCUAUAAAGCAGUACCUAUUUAUCUACUUGACUUAAGGGUGCUUUCGAACUGCUAGGUGGGCAGGAGCUGGGAUCGAAUGACGGGAGCUCACCCCGCCGUGGGGAUUCGAACCGCCGACCAUGCAAUCGGCAAGUCCUAGGCGCUGAGGUUUUACCCACAGCGCCACCCGCGUCCCAGUAUCUUAGUUACUUGAUGCAAAAUAUAGACCCAGCGCUGUAAAAUAGGUGAACUGCUAAAGGAGAAGCCAGCAUAAUGGCUAAAAAUAAGCAGUGCUUAAAUAUCGCUAAAUCAGAUUCAUAUUCAUGUCCUUUAAACAUGGAUAGAACAUAGGUUAACCAGGAAUGGAUGUGGGGAGUGUAAACUCCUGUUAUUCCUGGAUCUGCUCUGGUCAAGACUUCUUUGUGGAGAAGAAAGUAUUUUCCCCUGUUCUGCAUUUCAAAUUGAAAUUUUCCAUUUUCAUUCACUAUAGAUUGUUCUCUAAGACUGUAUGGCUCUUCUUGCAGCAGAUUUGGUUUCAAAAACUCAGAUGUAAAUCUAGAUAUCCAGUUUCCAGCUAAUGUAAGUAAUCAUUUUCUUCAGGAAAUAUUCUAGCAGCUUUGCUGCCAAAUUAAGUUUACAUGGUUCAUAGCAGCCAUAAUGGUACUAUAAAAAUCAACAUGCAUGCCUACAGUUCUGGGAAAGUUAUAAAUUUGAGCAGUUUAUAAAAGCAAAGCAAAGCAUAGCAAAGAUGCAUAUACAAAACCUCAAAUAACUAUUGAUGUGAACUAAAGUUUUAAUGAGAUUCUCUUUUUUAAUAUGGUUAUUGGUUGGCAUCCAUCUGUCUCCAGAGACAGUGGAAGAGUCAAAGCAUUGGAGAGUUACAGCACAUGCUGUGGCUGUGAGACCGAUAUGGGAGAGAGAUGUUUUGUUGCAACUGGGACAAGUGAGGGCGUCUGGUUGUGCUGUCACAGAUGUACCAUGGUGUUUCUUCUUUCUGCAUAUUUCCCAGCAGUCAUUCCUCCACUGAUUACAGGUCACUGCUGUGGAUACAUGCACUGAAUGAUUGUCUGGUUAUCAUAAUUUUUUUUUUUUUUUGCAUUAAAGCCACCUCUACUUUUUAAAGUACCACCGGACAGCUAGUUUUCCCAAGUUAAAUGUCACAAAAUACUAUACUAAUAUUUCAAAAUAAAUAAUAACAUCAGUAAAUGUUAAAAUUUUAUAGUUUUGUUUUGCUGUUCUUUAUAGAUGUCCCAACCAGAUGUUCUCUUACUUGUACAAGAGAGCCUGAAGAAUAGUGGUAAGGCCCAUUCAUUCAUAUCUCGACUUAGCUAUGUCCUCACCUACAUUGGGUGAGAAUGUCAUUUCUGUGCAAGUAGCACCAAACAAAUAUCUCUUGAGGGUAGGCAGUGGACAGGACUGCCUGUAUCUAAUGACUGGUGCCAUUGUCCCUAUUUUCAUACAGCAACUAAGAGGAGAGAGUAUUAGCACAGUGGUGGUGGAAGAUGGUACUAGAUAGAUGUCUGGAUUGGAAUGGUUGAUUUAUAAUUCUUUCAAAGCAGCUCAUCCAAAGCCCAACAAACCAUAGCUUGAGAAAAAGAAUGGAGGAAUCAUAUGGAUCAUAAUGGCUCCCCAGAAAUUUUGGCUACAGGAGAAAAGUAUAGCCAAAUGUUUCUUAGAGCUGAUGGGGCCUAAUAAUAAUAAUAAUAAUAAUAAUAAUAAUAAUAAAUUUUAUUUAUAUCCCGCCCUCCCCAGCCAAAGCCAGGCUCAGGGCGGCUAACAACAAACAAAUAAUCAAACAAUCAAAUAAUCCAACAUUCUAAAACAUUUCAUUAUAAAAAUUAAUUAAAAUCAAAUUAAUGGCAACCGUUAAGCAAAGUUCUGUGCAGGUUGCCGGAGGUGGGAGUCAGGCUGGGCCCUGACCAAAGGCCUGGUGGAACAACUCUGUCUUGCAGGCCUUGCUGAAAGAUGUCAGGUCCCGCAGGGCCCUAGUCUCUUGUGACAGAGCGUUCCACCAGAUUGGAGCUGCAGCCGAGAAAGCCCUGGCUCUAGUUGAGGCCAGCCUAACCUCUCUGAGGCCUGGGACCUUCAGGAUGUUUUUAUUUGCAGACCGUAGGUUCCUCUGUGGGGCAUACCAGGAGAGGCGGUCCCGUAGGUACGAGGGUCCUAGGCCGUAUAGGGCUUUAAAGGUUAAAACCAGCACCUUAAACCUGAUCCUGUACUCCACCGGGAGCCAGUGCAGCUGGUAUAGUACCGGAUGAAUGUGAUCUCGCAGCGAAGACCCCAUAAGGAGUCUCGCCGCGGCAUUCUGCACCCGCUGGAGUUUCUGGGUCAGUCUCAAGGGCAGCCCCACGUAGAGCGAGUUACAAUAAUCCAGUCUGGAGGUGACCGUCGCGUGGAUCACAGUGGCUAGGUCAGGGCGAGAGAGAUAAGGGGCCAACUGCUUAGCUUGGCGGAGAUGAAAAAUGCCGCCUUUGUUAUAGCUGUAAUCUGCGCCUCCAUAGAGAGGGAGGUAUCGAAGAUUACACCCAAACUCUUAACGGACGGUGCUGGCACUAAUUGCACCCCGCAAGAGAUGGGAGUUGCCCCCAAUCCCAUAUCGUCCCGUCCCAGCCAGAGGACCUCUGUCUUCGAAGGAUUUAACUUCAACCGGCUUCCGCGUAACCAUCCAGCCACAGCUUCCAAACAUCUGGUCAGUGUGUCUGGGGCCGAGUCAGGAUGGCCAUCCAUCAACAGAUAGAGGUGUUAGCAUGUAUCAGGUAGCAGAAAAAGAGGCAACACCUCUAUAGUAUGCACUUGGCCAUAUACAACCGCAACCCAUCAACUCUUUGUUGUUAAGGCUUCAUUCAGGAUAUGAGGAAAAGGCUAAAAGAGAUGGUUUAUAAGGGAAGAUUGAAGGAAAACAGAAGUGAUCUGAUGUCUGGGAUGGCCACCGUGAGAACAGAAUACUGGACCACAUGGGCCAUAUGGGCCUGAUACAGUGGGCUCUUAGGUUCUUAUGUCCUUGUACUCUGUCUUGAUUUAUCUGGAAUAUUGACUGCUGGUUCCACAGGUUAGAAUCAGGAAUUGCCACUUCACUCCUAAACCUGCAUUAAGAUGGUGGGCAAAACUCCACUGUAACUAUUUUUAAGAACCCCGAAUGAAGCAGAUUGGCUAACGAAUGCCAAUAAUUAAAAUAAGGUUUGUAACACGGGCAGUCCUUGGCAUUUAAUGCUAGUUAGUGCAUCAUUUUCUGAAACAAUCGUUCCUGAUUUUUUAUACACCAACAGAGGUGUCAGUUAUACAAACUGAUCAGUAAGUACAACCUGCGUACUACUAAGCCACACAUUUUAUUGUGAGUGUAAGCAUAGCCCGUAGACUUGUCUCAGCAGUCAUUUUGUUGGUUCUGUUUGCCUGUCAGUUAUCUUAACAUGGUUUGCCUUCUUAUCACAUACUUCCACAUCUUUAACAAAUACAUUAAAAAGGUCCUAAAGAACCUUCAUUGGCUCCCAGUUUCCGAGCACAAUUCAAAGUCUUGGUGCUGACCUUUAAGUCCCUAAACGGCCUUGGCCCAGUAUACCUGAAGGAGCGUCUCCAUCCCCAUCACUCAGCCCAGACAUUGAGGUCCUACUCUGAGGGUCUUCUGCUGGUUCCCUCACUUCAAGGAGUGAAGCCACAAAGAACCAGGCAGAGGGCCUUCUCGGUAGUGGUGCCCUCUCUGUGGAACACCCUCCCUUCAAAUGUCAAGGAGAUUUACACAACUUUAAGAAGACACCCCUUUAUCGGGAGGUUUUUAGCGCUUGAUGUUUUUAGAUCUGCUGUAAGCUGCCCAGUGUGCCUGGGGAAAUCCAGCCAGAUGGGCGGGGUAUAAUUAAUAAAAUUAUUAUUAUGAUUACUAUUAGGAUUACUCCUGAGCCAUUGCUUUACGGGUGUUUUUUCAAGCUCAGCCACCUAAUCAGCACCAUGUGAACCAAGCGUCAUGUCUGGAUAAAGAUAUUCAUUUGCCUGUUUCCUUUAUGCUUAUAAAAACAGGUAGCUGGUGGCCCUUUUUUAAUACCUUGGUAAUUAAUAGAAGCUGAAUGAAAACAAAAAUAUAUGUGUGAAUUGAAACUUAGAUAAGUACCUUAAUCUUCAAAUGUAUGAUUUAAUAUGGCAGAGAUACUACUGUGCCCAAAAAUGUCUGUUUACUUACUCAAAAGAGAGAAAGAACAGGCAAACCCUGCUGCAUUUCCAUCGCUCAUUUUAAGGGCCUGAACCACUGGUCAAGCUGUGAAGGAUCAGGCCCAUGGGUUUGUGUGGCUUAAGCGGAACAGUUGUUGUUGUUGCUGACUAGUUUUAUUUAUUAGUAUCAUUAGAGGGUUUCUUCUGGUCUUUAAUUUUUGCAGUCUAAGAAUGGAUUCAGAUGACCAUCUGAAGCUCCAUUCACGUGGGCAAAUGUUUUGCCCACUGACAGCUGAACCCUGUAUGUAUUGAAGAGGUAUUUAUCAGGAGAACCAGCACAUUAUAGAUUCAAAGGGAUGGCUGUAGUUGUGACAUGAAAACUGAAUACAUGUGAAUGUAAAAGACCAGCAAGGGAGUAGAAGAUUUUCCUCUGCUCUUCUGUGUGUGAGACAGUUUAUACAUCUUAUUUUUCUUCAGUACCAUGAUUAAUGUGGCUUUCUUUUUCCCCUUCUUAGAAUCUUUUGUUGAUGUUGAUGCAGAUUUCCAUGCUAGAGUGCCUGUGGUGGUGUGCAAAGAAAAACAAAGGUCUCUGAUAGCAAAUUUGUGUGUGUGUAUAGUACUGAACAAUGUAAAUUAAAGAUCCACACAUCUCUGUUGGCUUCUGUAUUAAAUCAUUCUAAAUAUAUUGAUUCCCAUAGUAAUGUGAGCAAACAAAUUAUGGUAGAAUCUAACAGUAAGGACUGCUUCUUCCACUCUCAUCAGUGCCCUAAGAAUCACUUCAUUUCUGCAUCCUUGCCUUCAAAGGGCAAAAGAAACAAAACAAAAAGAAGCAAUUUACACAUGUGAUGCAAGCAUAAAGCCUUAUCCCAGCUGUAGUUUCUUGUAAAUAAGUUUAGGGUUAGGGUCUUACUAAGAUAAUAUCAAGCUAAGUCAUGCUCAUAGUAGACUCGUGACUUAAGUUACUUAGGUCUAUUGACUUUGAUGAGACUACUCUGAAUAUGACUACUGUUGGAUAUCACCCCAAGGCUUCAAUCCUGUUCCUGCUUACCUGGUAGUAAGCCUCAUUGAACUCAGAACUUCUCAGUAGACAUAUUUGUGCUAUGAGAAACAUCAAGAACAGCUGGCACAACUUUAAUAUUAAAUAGGGGAAAGGACUACACUCUGGUAUAUUUUUCUAACCAUUUACAUAGCACCACUUACUUAAAGCUGUUACAGUUUAUUAAUACGUUAAUAAGAGCCAUAGCAUAAUUAAAUGGUUUACAUUUACAUAGUGCUUGUUUACCAACUGAAGUAAGUAAAUCAUCUAUUAAAAAGUAGGCUAAUGUAGUUUUUAAGAGUCAUUAAAGUGCUAUUCCAAAGCAUAAUUGUCUGUUAGAAGGCUAAUGCGAGUAAUGACUGCAAUUAAGCGUAAUCCGCGUCACAUCAAGUGAGUUUUAUGCAGUCAUAAUGUAUAUAUUUAUUAUAGCUUCAGUACAGACAUUUAAGCAGAAAUUCUUCUAGCUACUUCCUUGAUAGGAUGACAAUCCAUUAGCCUGUCUUUCUUCAAACCCUGCUAAUGAGGAUUCACUAUAGUAUACAAAUGAGCUUUCAUACAACAAUAAACCAACCAUAAGUUAGGAUCCAAUAAUUCCCAAGUAUGUCAACUGUGAUUGUUAUAUAUGGCCCCUGUUAUUGCAUGUUAAUCCAACCGCCUGAUUCAAGUCUAAAUAGAAAAAUCUCACUCUACAAGCAGGUAUCUCAUUUGUGAAUUAAAAAACAUCAUGGCGGCUGUGAUUUAAGUCUUUAUUACACAUCAGAUAGAACCACCCAUUCAGUGACUGCCACUGAAAAGACCAGUUUCACGGCUGUUCCACUUCCUCACCUCCUGAAUAACAUUUAGUAGAAGAGCAUGUGAUGCACCAACAUUGUAGUCAUGACGUCAUAUCUUGCUUAUUUCUGCCAUAUUUCUGGGAGAAAUAAGGAAAUGCUGUUUUCUGCGGUAUCCACUCAUUUCCAGUUCUACCCUUAGUUUGCUUUUCCUAGGGAGUGAAAAUAUGGUUUUUACAUAUGUGUCUUUUAUCAUUUUAGUGGCCUUGUUUGCAGAGUAAGUGCUGGGAAUGAAAACGCUUGGCUGACAACAAAUCACUUGGCUAAACUAGGAAAACUAGAACCUCCUCUUGUGUCCCUGGUAAUUGCCUUUAGACACUGGGCCAAGGUAAGUCUGGCUUUGUAGCAAAGCACAAAUACUUACAUUGUUUGCCAUGAUCAGUGUUCAAAAAUCCCAUUGUUCUAGGCGCAUUUUGCAACAGGGAAUUUUAUUAGCUCGAGCAGUUUCUGAGCUCUGGGCGCAAUACUGCACCUAAGAUUUCAGAUUAAAACUGCAGAGUAGAAGGAAAGGAGGACCUUUUUCUGCCUCCCUAAUUCCAGCUACUCUGAAGACUGGAGAAGAGACCCUCUUAAGAAUAUUAGCGGGGGGGGGGGGGGGCAGGGAAAGGACCUAGACCAUGUGAACAAUGAACAUAAUAUUUUAGCUGCAGUUCGUUCAUUUUCAGCUUUGUAUUCUUGUUAUUAAAAAGCACACCUAGACAUUCCGUUGUUGUGCCCAUAACCUCGGUUUAAAGUGCCAUGUAGCUCCUAGCUUUCAUAUCUCAGUUUCUAACACUGGCCAUGAUUAAGGUUGUGUGUACAAUGUGUACUCUGUCCUUUAAUUUUUAAUUUUUAAAAAGCUUUAUUCUGUAUAUAUACUUAAUUUAAGCAAAUGUACUUAACGCUUUGGAGCUAGCUGAGCCUUUCUGCAUUCAUGAUUGAAUGUUGCAUGCCAGCUACUAUAAUAAUAAUAAUAAUAAUAAUAAUAAUAAUAAUAAUAAUAAUUUCUUAUUUAUAUCCCGCCCAUCUGGCUGGGUUCCCCCAGCCACUCUAUCUGAAAUAAUGUGUUUCUUAAACAUGGGGGGCAAGUUAGCUUUAGACAAUCACAGCUAAAUUUUCCAACACCUGAACUCUGUUUAGUAGCAUUUGAAUAUUGGAUUAGGAAACAUACUUCUUUCUGAAGAAUUUGUGUGGCCUCCAACUUGCUAUAACUCUGAAACAAUAGUCAUAGCAAGUGAUUGGAAAAUGGUAGAAACCUGAGGCAGCCCCUUCAAGUUUAGCUAUUUUAUAUAUAGCUUGGUGCUUCAAGUGAUACCUCUCCUGAUUGUAAGAGAUUUUUGGCCCAAAUCAGACAAGACCCUGGAGGUAAGACUUGUUUCACCUAUGUAUCUAUAUCUAACCAAGCACAGAAGUAUUCCUAAGGUAUGACAUACCGUAUUUUUCGCCCUAUAGGACACACUUUUUCCCCUCCAAAAAUGAAGGCUUCAGGAAGCUCUGCGCAACCCUCGGGAGACCGGCUCCGAUGGCCGCGCAGAGCUGCCUCCAGUCCCGGGCUCAGCGCACUUCUCCCCAUCGCCAGCCCCACAAGCUCGGGGGACAGCGGGGAGACGGAGCGUGCCUUCCCGCUGUUCCCCGACCUGGUUCUUCCAGCCCCGCACCUGGGGGGAAAUAUUUUUUUUCUUCUUUAUUUCCCCCCCAAAAAACUAGGUGCGUCCUAUGGGCCGGUGCGUCCUAUGGGGCGCAAAAUACGAUAAGUUGGAACAGAUAGCUUCUGUUGUAAUCCUGGCUUUGUGUGAUCAUAGCUAUUCAUGGGCAGAGUCAGAGUCAGCACACUUAUUUUUGUCCACUAAAAUCCAUUGCCCAAACUUUCAAAGCCAUGUUUCCUACCUCCUUUAAAAAAAAAAGAAAACUCAAAUCAGGGAUCCAAGAUCUGUACCCAGUACUGAAGUACAGACAUUAUGUUUCCUGAUAUCAUAAUCACAGUUAGGUGAUUGGAAGUGCUCUUUGAGCUCACACACCUUCGUCUCCCCCUCUUCUGAUGUGUAAAUUCUCCCAUUCUGUUCAUUUUCAGAACUGAUAAUGGUAGUGUGUUAAUAGCUACAAUGGUGCUUGGCUAGCCAUGGAUAGAAGUGGGUUUGCAAACAGUUUUAUCUGAGUGAAAGUUCCUGUUCAUAUGUAACACUUCUCUAUCUUUGCUCUAAACAUGAAAGCCGUGUGGGGAAUUUCACACAGCGAAAGUGGGGGACGUAGAAGGAUGUGAGCCUGCAGGGUGCUUGUGAUCUCCAUACUAUAGCAGCAUUACCUUAACAGCAGGCCACAUCUAAUAGGAUUCUGAAGCUUGCUCGCAGUGCUCUUCAAUGAAUGUUUUCUUUUCCUUUUCCUUUCUUAUAGCUCUGUUGUGCAGAUCGUCCUGAAGAGGGUGGCUUACCACCUUAUGUCUUUGCUUUAAUGGUCAUUUUCUUUCUGCAACAGAGGAAAGAACCCUUUCUUCCUGUAUAUUUAGGAUCAUGGGUAAGCGAGCCUUGCAUAAAGGUUUCUUAAACUUCUAUAUAAAGUAUUGAAGAGAGAGAAAGAAUGCAUUUCAAACAGUAGCAGCAUCUAGACAAUCCUCUGAGUUCCACAAGCUCAAAUGUUUCCUCUUGCUUUCCUCAUGUGCACAGCUUUAAUACACCCCAAUCUGACGAAAUCAUGGUUUGCAAUUCACAUCUGAUCUGGCAGAUAUUAUAUGAGGUUUCGAAAGGUUUUGGAGAAACUUCUUUAUCAAAGACUAGCAUAACUAGCAGUUAUGAUGUAAGAUUUUUUUAAAAAACCCUCUUCCAAAUUGUUAAGUGGAAGAGAGUGAACAGUGAGGUCCCGCAAGGACCUGCAUUGAUACUUAAAUUAAUAAAUUACCUGGAGUCUGUCUGUCUGAACAGUGAGGUUAGCAGAUGACAUCACAGUAUUCAAGUUGAUGAAAUCCCAAGUUCAUCUGGUUCAGAAUACAGUGGUGCCCCGCAAGACGAAUGCCUCGCAAGACGGAAAAACCGCUAGACGAAAGGGUUUUCCGUUUUGGAGUUGCUUCGCAGGACGAAUUCCCCUAUGGGCUUGCUUCGCAAGACGAAAAUGUCUUGCGAGUCUUGAGAUUUUUUUUUCGCUUUUCCCCCCCUUUAUCUAAGCUGCUAAACCUUUAAUAGCCUUUUAGCAGCUAAUCCGCUAAGACGAUAAGCCUUUAAUAGCCGCUAAACCGCUAAUAGCGCUAAUCCGUUAAGCCGCUAAUAGGGUUGCUUCGCAAGACGAACAAACCGCUAGACGAAGACACUCGCGGAACGGAUUAAUUUCGUCUUGCGAGGCACCACUGUAUGGUGAUGGAAUUAUUAACAGGGAUUGUGAUGAUGACCAUAUCUUCCAAGCACAGUUCAAAGUGCUGAUGUUGAACUUUAACACCCUCAACUAUUUGGGUCCAGAGUCUCUGAAGAGUCGACCCGUUCACCUGUGCAAGUUUUUACCAGUGUGCAAGAUUUUAGCCAGUGUGGUGUAGUGGUUAAGAACGGUAGAUUUGUAAUCUGGGGAACCAGGUUCGCUUCCUUGCUCCUCCAUCUUCAGCUGCUGGCUGACCUUGGGCUAGUCACGCUUCUCUGAAGUCUCACCUCACAGAGUGUUUGUUGUGGGGGAGGAAGGGAAAGGAGAAUGUAGGCCGCUUUGAGACUCCUUUGGGUAGUGAUAAAGCGGGAUAUCAAAUCCAAACUCUUCUUCUUCUUCUCCUGCUAUAACAAUAGUUUUGGUUUGGCUCCUGUUUUUAUAUGUUUAGAUUAUUUAUUGUAUUUAUAUCGAUGAUCUUGACAAGCUACCUCGAGUGCAAUUUUAGGAAGGUGAGGGGGUGUGUGUGGGUUUUUUUUUAAAAAAAAACAACAAGAAAGGCAGACAUAAAGCAAAAAAUUAAGGUAGCAGUAUUGGCUCAUAACAAAAAAUCCAAGUCAUCUAUAAGCCAUGUGACUAGCAAAAGUAAUGUCAGAGGAGAUAACAUUGUAUGUGCAAAGCGAUGAGGAACUGGAAGAAAAAUUUAUAGUCUUUUUUGAAGCUUGGUGGGGUCUUAGUGGACAGUGACUGUUCAGGGGGGGAUAAUCCUAGACUCACGGGAAGCUUGCUGAGAGGAAUUUGACUUCUAUUCAUUUUCUCUUCCCCUGUUGCUAGAUUGGAGGGUUUUCAUUGAACAAACUAGUGAACUUCAAUCUAAAAGAAGUUGAAGAUGACAUUGUGGUCUGGGAGCACAAUCCUGCUGUCGAGGAUCCUGGCUCUUCAAAGGAAACUUCUCCUAAGCGGGGAAAGGUAUCAAUUUUAAGACUGGAAUUUAAGUUUUAAACCCUUCACACACUUUUAUUUUUAAAAAGUAGCAGCAAUCUAGAAUUAAACAAGAAACUAUUCGGCUGUUUUUUAUAUUGCCUCAAACACUUUUUUUAUACAUAUGUCUGUUGAGGGUACUGUCUGAUGAUUUUGAAGAAUUAUGUCAAAAUAUUUGGUAGAUCCUGUCUAAUGAAGCUUGUGCUCUGAUAAUCGGAUGUUUGAAGUCAAGUACAGCGGUACCUCUGGUUGCGAAUGGGAUCCGUUCCGGAGCCCCGUUCGCAACAUGAGCAGAACACAACAUGCGCGGGUCGCGAUUUGCCGCUUCUGCACAUGCGCGUGACAUCAUUUUGCACGUCUGCGCAUGCGCGAGCAGCAAAACCCGGAAGUAACCCUUUCCGGUACUUCUGGGUUGCCGCGGGACACAACCUGAAAACCCGCAACCUGAAGCAAACAUAACAAGAGGUAUGACUGUACUUCCAGCUGUAAUAAUGUCAGAUAGAAAUUCUGUUGUCUGUCUUUGGGUCCCUAAAAUACUUAGGUAUUAUCUAAUCCCAUGAUUUUUUUGCACAUCUUGCUGAUCUGAGUACGGGGUUGCACUAUACAGCUGCAGAUUUAUUAGCCCUUGUCUAGGGGCUGCUGCCUCCGCCCAUUUUGCUUUACAGCUCAGGCAAAAGAAGCACCACCUCACAGCUUGCCUAUCCCUGUGCUCUCCUGCUACCACUGGUGGUGGGUGAAGGGGAGCAAGUCUCCCCCUCAUCUCCCCGUGCUGUUCUGCUGCCUCCCAGAGAAGGAAGUCUGCUGUUUUUAAAUGCAAACUUCCUUUCCUUGGUGACAGUGGCGGGGAGGGAGAGACGAAGAGGAGAAAGGCUUUCUUUCCCUUCAUUCCCCAGUGUGGGAAGGCCUUCCUAGGCCACCUGCUCGCUCCCCUGGUGGGCUCAUUUGGGGUGCAGGCUUACUUGGUCCCAGCAUGACAGUGGAUGAAUGCAAAUACAGUACAGGGGAAUAUAUGGUAAAUUCCGGAUUACAGCUCUUUUUCUCCUACAGUGGACCCUCUGGAUACAAAUUUAAUUCAUUCCAGGGGUCCGUGCACACCCCCGAAAAUCCAUAACCAAAGGCACCGCUUUUGCGCAAGUGCGCAACACGAUAGAGCGCUUCUGUGCAUGUGUGUGGCGUGCAGAGUGCUCACAUGCGCAAGUGGCGAAACCUGGAAAAAUACUUCCAGGUUUGCCGCUUUCGCAACCCGAAGAUUACGUAUCCAGAGAGGUACGUAACCCGAGGGAGGGUCCACUGCACUUGAACUUAAAUCUUCAAAUCUAGGCCAAAGUGUGAUACUGCCUUUUUUUUAGCUUUGGAGCGCAGAUGCCAGGCAAAUCAGAUAAUCCAGCCUUUGUUUUAAUUGGCAGGUUCCUUUAGUGUUUGAUUCGGAUCAUCAAUGUUUAGUCCCAGUUGGACAGCUCUGGGUUGAACUGCUUCGUUUCUACGCCCUGGAGUUUAAUUUGGCUGACUUAGUCAUUAGCAUACGCCUCAAAGAAAAAGUGUCUCGUGAAUCGAAGGACUGGCCUAAAAAGCGGAUUGCUGUGGAAGGUAUUUGAAAGUAGUUUGUUUGCAGGAAGGUCCAAUUUGUAUUACCUGUUGAAGAAAUGUGCAUUGUUUGGCAUUUAAAGCAGACUAUCCUUCCCCCCCCCCUUUUGACAUUCUUCUUAAGCAGGUACCACUCAAAUCAUUCAAUCUUAGAACUGUAGAGUGUGAAGGGACCCUGGGGUCAUCUAGUCCAACCCCCUGCAAUGCAGGAAUCUCAACUAAAUCAUAUAUGAUAGGUGGCCAUCCAACCUCUGCUUAAAAACCUCCAGACAGGUCUUACUGUCAGUAUUAGCUACAGCUGAGAAAACUCUGACUAAGUUUUGUUUUGUUGUUUUCUCUAUUUGUGUUCAUUACGACUGUCUAAGGACUCUUGGUUUUGGCCGUGGCGCAUGGAACAACAGUUCAGCUGAGCAUGCCUUUACAUUGGUCUCCAUUACUACUUAAUAAUAAUAAUAAUAAUAAUAAAUUUUAUUUAUACCCCGCCCUCCCCAGCCAAGGCCGGGCUCAAGGCGGCUAACAAGCAAUAAUAAAAACAAGUUGAAUGAAUACAACUUAAAAACAAGAUUAAAAUACAACAUUAAAAUAGUGAAACAUUAAAAUAUUAAAAUGCAGCCUCAUCACAGGAGGAGAAAGGAAAAAGAAAGGGGGGGAGGGAAACAAAUUGGCUCCAAGCCAAAGGCCAGGCGGAACAACUCUGUCUUACAGGCCCUGCAGAAAAAAAUCAGAUCCUGCAGGGCCCUGGUCUCAUGAGACAGAGUGUUCCACCAGGCCAGAGCCAGUGUUGAAAAGGCCCUGGCUCUGGUUGAGGCUAAUCUAACUUCCUUAGGGCCCGGGACCACUAGGGUGUUGCUAUUUAUGGACCUUGAGGCUCUCCGUGGGGCAUACAAUGCAAGAAUCUCAACACACGCCUUUGUUCCACGCUCCCGGGCUGCUUGGGGGGGGGCAUGUGAUAAGGCUGUGAAUAUAAGCCACACUUUAACUUUUCAUGGCCCGAAUAUUCGGGUUUUAUCACUGCAUCACUUGGAGGUAAAGAUUAGGUGGUUUAUGCACACACCCCACCCCACCUCACCUCACCUCAAGCAGCUGUGUAAAGUAGCUCCUAGAGAGAAUCAUUUGCUGCAAAAUAUUUCUGAUAAACAUCUAUUUCAUAAAAAUAGUUUUCUUAUUUUCCAUCCCUAUGGAGACCCUCAGGGUGGCUUACAGUUUCAAGUAUAAAACAAUAAAACCAUCAAAAGCAGAAUAAACUCAAGUAAUAACCACAUUCCAUGAACCGUAACAGUAAGGUAAAGGGUAAAGGGACCGCUGACCAUUAGGUCCAGUCGUGGCCGACUCUGGGGUUGUGGCGCUCAUCUCGCUUUACUGGCUGAGGGAGCCAGCAUACAGCUCACUGUCAUGUGGCCAGCAUGACUAAGCCGCUUCUGGCGAAUCAGAGCAGCGCACGGAAACUCCGUUUACCUUCCCACCGGAGCAGUACCUUUUUAUCUACUUGCACUUUGACGUGCUUUCUAACUGCUAGGUUGGCAGGAGCAGGGACCGAGCAACGGGAGCUCACCCCGUCGCGGGGAUUCGAACUGCCAACCUUCUGAUCGGCAAGCUCUAGGCUCUGUGGUUUAACCCACAGCGCCACCCGUGUCCCUUUGAACAGUAACAGUAGCACCCCACAAAACCAGGGCAGUUGGACUCAACAAGCAUGCUCACCUAAAUGAAAAUGUUUAGACCUAUUGUCAAUGAGGCAUUGAGCGGAAUUUCACAGUCCGGGCAUAAUGACCCAUAUCACCUGGUGGGCAGGUUUUAUUAUAUUGAGACUCUCAACUCCUAUCAGCCCCAGUCAGAGUAGCCAGUGGUCAGGACUGGUGGCAGCUGUAUUCUCAAUGGGAUCUUGGAGGGCUAAAGGUUAGCCACUCCUGCUUUCUGUAGCUUGCUGUUGGCUAAAAAGCUUCAUUGCUUUCUCUUAAGUUCAGUGAUUGAAGUAAAUCCUGCGGGUUUUUAAUAGCCAUCUGCUUAUGUGGCUUUAAGUGUGUUUUAUUCAUGCCUCCGAUGUGAUAGAUAAAUCUGUGAAGUGGGUGUCUGCUAUGGAGAGAGGCUUCCCAGAGAUGCUCACUUGAUGCCUCCUUUAUGAUCUUUUGAGUGCCAAGAGGAAAUCUUAUUAUCCACCUAGACUUGGGGGGGGGGGGAUGAUAAUAUUAAGACCUACUUUAACACCCUCAGUAAGAUAUAGUUGACUUCGACUCUUGUUUCCCCCAGAUCCUUACUCUGUGAAGAGGAAUGUGGCAAGAACCCUUAAUAGUCAAUUAGUUUAUGAAUAUAUUCUUCACUGCUUACGGGCAACUUACAAGUAUUUUGCCUUGCCCCAUAAACAAAGUACAAAAAACAACCAAAAGAGACCUGCUGAAUCCUUGGCACUCUCAGAGCCGGAGAAGAGCGCUCUUAAACCUGGCAUCCCUGACAUACAAAAUGCACAUGACGAGGCAGAGAAAUCGCCAGUGGACAGCUGUGUAACUGCUAGCAUGAAAAGUUCUUAUUUUCCUCAGGAACCUGCGUUGGAUCCUUCUCAGGUGUUUGGUGCUGAAAGCUUUGUGGAAGAGCAGUUGGCAGACGAUAUAGAGCAUUUAGGUGUUUCCCAUGAGGACUCAGACUGCAUAAUUGAGGAAUUUAUUUCGGGCGACAAUGAGGAAUAUAAACCGAGCUGUGAGGAGACAGAGAGUGGAAAUGAAGAGGAAGAAGAAGAUGGGCACGAACGUGAUAGAAAAUGGCAGGGACGUUUGGGUAUCAAUCAAGGUUUGGAUGAAGACAGUGAAAGUGGAGAUCUUGCUGUUCCAGCUGGUGAGCAUGAUGUUGAAACUGACAGCAUUUCUGAUAUGGAGAAUUUUCAAAAUACAGUAGCUGCUCUUGACGGGUUUGGUUCAGAAUGCGGCGGUGGACUAGACGAUAAGGUUGACAUGGAUGCAGAGAGCACAGAAGGAACUGAUGAACUGGAUGAUUCCCUGAUCAAACUGGAACCAGCAACUCAGGAGCAAGUAUUUGAAAUGGAUAAUUCGGAGGAGGAGGAAGUGGAAGAAGAGGAGGAAGAAGAAGAGGAAGAGGAGGAGGAAGUUCACAGUAUUAUAAACCAGAGACAACUUGGGAAUGUUAUCAAUACUGAAGAUGAGCUGGAUAACACGUACACUGGAUCUGGCAUUGAAGAGCCUCUAUCGGAAGAGGAAGAAUUGUUUAUUUCUGUCAAAUAUGAAGACAGUGAGUUCAGGAAGAAUGCAGAUGAACCUCCAAGGGCAGAUUUGGAUAAAGAAGAUAAUGUUGAAAAAGAAGCGUCUUUGGAAAGCAACAUGCUCAUAGAUCAAUGUGGCAAAUCUGACUUCUUCUAUGAGUUUAAUAAAUACUCUUUCACAAAAGGCAAGGUAAUAACAUCUAAAUUGUAAAAUACUAUUUAUGCUGCAGUUCCUUCAUUCCAUUGCAUGUUAAUCUGUAGAGGUAGGACUAAUCUACAUUAGAGGCUGUGUGUUUGGUCCCACAAAUGUCAUUUAAUUCCAGAGUCAUAAAUCGGGACUAGAGGAACAAGUUUUUUCUUUUUUAAAUAAAAAAAUUCCAUUGGUGCAUUAUAAUUUCUACAAUCCAUAAUCAAGCUGACUGUUAUUUUGAGUUUCUUCCACAUGUCAAAAUAUUCACAGGUUUGAGCAAAUAGCAUGGCAGGCUUUCAACACGGUCAGUAUGACAUGACAGUUGGAAGUUGCAGUCAGACAUGUAUAAUAUGAUAAGCUGUUACUGAUGUACAGAGAGUGUCAUUGACCAUAGUCUGGCCAUUCCUGAUAACAGAUAUAUUCAUUAUCUCCCCAUUUAUACUUUAAGCUAGGUGAUGUUUGCUGUCUCCUACCAGGCCUUGUUCCCACUUAUCAUUUAGCAAGCUUGAGAGUGUAGUUUAGCUCAGAGAAGAAAAAAGUUUUAAGGAUGUCUUCCUUUCUCUUUGAUACAGUCACCUACAGUUGUGUGUAGCCUAUGUAAGCGAGAAGGUCAUCUAAAGAGGGACUGCCCAGAAGACUUCAAAAAAAUUGAGCUGGACCCUUUGCCACCAUUAACACCCAAGUUCUUAAAUACUUUGGAUCAAGUGUGCAUCCAGUGUUAUAGUAAGUUGACUGAACUUCAUUUUGGUUGGAAUUUUUUUGGAAAUUAAUACUUGUACAAAAUAAACAGGGUCAAGUAAUUUUUCUUAGUUUGGGCUAUUUUCCACUCAACAAUCUUCUGCCAUGUUAGAGUUGGGGAGUGUGUUUGCAGAUCGCUGGAGAAAAUGAUUUCUGGAGGUAGGGUUGUAAGAUGAGAGCAGAAGAAAGUUGAAAGUAGUUGGAAGAAUUAAGUGCCUCUGCCUACCUGCAAUUUUCUCUGCUGCCAAUCAUGUCAUUCCUCACUGUUUUGCCGCUAUUUGGCAAUUUCCAAACCAGGUCCACUGCUGAGGCUGUACACUAAUGCGUACUGCUUAAAACCCACAAAACACUUUUAAAAUAUACAUUCAUUGGGAAGUUGUAUAUUAACUAGCAUUUAAUAUAAAAUGCAAAGUAUAUGUCUUUGUUCUUACAUUACUGCUUACCACAAUAUAAGAUACAGUCUAAUCGCAAAGUUUUUGUCCAAAAAUGUAGCUUUAUAUGUUGUAAUUGGUUCUGUUACUUUAGGCUAACAGCAUUGGGUAUUGCAUUAUAGAUUUCAUAUUAAUGCCUCAAGUUAACUAGAUAUACCGUCAGUCAAUUAACGUGUAGCAUAAUAUUAUUAUUAUAAAAGAAAUUGUCUUUCUAGUGCAUCUACUUGUUAUCAUAAUUCUAAUUCUAAAUGAAUAUAUGCUGUCUCUUCAACAGAGGACUUUGCUCCAAACAUUAUAGAAGACCAGGCUCGUGAAUAUAUACGGCAAAAUCUUGAAAAUUUCAUCAGACAAGAGUUUCCAGGUGUUCUUUGUGAUUAUAUUUAUUUUCAAAGUACUAAAGUAAUUUUUAUGAUGUCCUUAGGUCACUAAUCUCAAACCAGUUACUACAGAAUGUGUUGCCUAGCAGAAAAUUUAAGGAUAUGCUUUAUAUUUAUUACAGCUUGUUUUCUUUAUUCUUGGCCUAAUUGUCCAAUAUUUAUUACUAACGAAUGCUAAUGUGCUCAAAUAAUUCUCUGAAAUACAUCCUCCUUUACAGGCACUAAGUUAAACUUAUUUGGCUCUUCAAAGAAUGGAUUUGGCUUCAAGCAAAGUGAUCUCGAUAUUUGUAUGACAGUUGAUGGUCUGGAAACAGCUGAGGUAGCCUUUUUAACAUGAGCAACACGACAAGUACAAAUAAGUGUGUUUAUGGGUGAUACUCAGUUGCACAGUGGGCUGUUUCCCGUUCCUCUUGUUCCCCUUCCCCUCCUCCUGAGGGUUCUCCAAACCUCCAGUUUCCAGUUUGCAGUGCAGGGGGCAGAAGAAGGGGAGAUUACAUUGUGCCAGCAAAAGUUCAUUCCUCUGGAAGACAUAGGCUGAUCUACUAAGGAUCUUUCUCAGGUUUUCCCCCCUAAGCUGAUAGUGUUCCAUGUGCACACACAGACAUGUCUAGUUAAUCAUAAUCUAUUCAGUGCAAGAAAACAAGAGAGGUUGAUAAAUGAGCAGGUUCACUCUUUUAGAUUCCAGAUAGAUUCCAGAUAAAGCCACUUUCUUUUUUUUUUACAUCAAAGUGGAUAUUCAGUAAUCACCUACAAUGCUCAAACAAAAAAAAUUUGUACAGGAGCACCUUAGAGACUUCUUCAUGCACACGAAAGCUUAUACCAAGAACAAACUUAGUUGGUCUCUAAGGUGUUACUGGACAAUUUUUUAUAUAUUAUAUAUUGAUAUAUUUUGACUGCGUCAGACCAACACGGCUACCUACCUGAAUCUACCACUUACAAUGCUGUUGUCGCAUUAAUACCAGCAUACAGUGGUGCCCCGCAAGACAAAUGCCUCGCAAGACGGAAAACCCGCUAGACGAAAGGGUUUUCCGUUUUGGAGGUGCUUCGCAAAACAAAUUUCCUAUGGGCUUGCUUUGCAAGACGAAAAUGUCUUGCGAGUUCCUGCGGGUUUUUUUUCCUUUUCCCCCCCUUUUCCCCAAGCCGCUAAGCCGCUUAUCAGCUGAUCCGCUAAGCCGCUUAUCAGCUAAGCCGCUAAGCCGCUAAACAGCUGAUCGCUAAGCCGCUUAUCAGCUGAUCCGCUAAGCCGCUUAACAGCUGAUCCGUUAAGCCACUAAGCCGCUUAUCAGCUGAUCUGCUAAGCCGCUUAUCAGCUGAUCCGCUAAGCCCGCUAAUGGGCUUGCUUCGCAAGACGAAAAAACCGCAAGACGAAGAGACUCGCGGAACGGAUUCUUUUCGUCUUGCGAGGCACCACUGUAAAACCACCGACAUCGCUCCUAAAAUAGUAGUGACACCUUGAUCAUGGUGACUGUUUAUUUCUGGGGUUUAAAAAAAUUGCACAACUUUCGGCGGCAACUACUUCAGAUGUGUGAAGUGGAAAGGAGAAUAAACAAAGUCACAACAAUUUGCACUUGAAAACAGUCUAUUCGUUAUGUAAAUCUGGUGUAGUUGGGUACAGCAACCUAUUGCAUGGAAGGCAAAAAGGAGACGCCUGUGUCUUGCGGGCAACCUGUACACGUUAGUGCUGUUGCUUGUUCACGAUGGCCAGUCUUUUCCCAAUAGUAGAUUGGCCUUGGUUUGUCUCUUGCAGGAAACAGAAAAAAGUGUCUUUACUUUUCUCCCCCUCCCUCCUAGCCUUUAACAAGAAACUGGAAUUAUGAAAGGUUUCAUUGGGAAGCCCCUUGUGAAAUUUUACCUGGAUAGCCAGAUGAAAUCUGACCAGGGCUGUGAGAUGUUGAGUGCAACAGCAAGUUUAUGUUUGCCGUUUUCUAAAUUGGAGGUGCUAAAAGCCGUAUGGAUUGAUCUGUUACACAGUCAGGUUCAUGAUAGAAGAAAAGUGCAGUAUGAAUGAGAGGACCUCUUAAAAAAAACCCCACCCACUGGGUUACAUCCAGUGAAGUUGUCCUGUAAGCAAAGGAGUUCUACUCACCACAUUGGGAGUGAUCUUCCUCUUGCUCUCCUCUCCCUGUGCAUCGCUCCCAAAUCCAUUAUAUGGGUUCUACCAGGCCUCUGAAGGGAUGGGGGAGCAUAUAUGGUGAGGAAGUCCCAUUUUGCAGGUGUAAAUUUUCUUUUUGUUUUUUACAAUUAAUUUUAAUUAGGUUUUGCCUCUUACAAAAAUCUAAAAGAAAAAACAUUCCAACAAACAGAACAAAAACAUUUUGCAGAUGUAACUUCCUGUCCCAGUGGGGCAACUUCACUAGGUCUGCCUGUUGUAGCCAUUGAUCUGCCUAUUGUAAUGCUGGCAAUUGUAAUAUUGGGGAGUAAUUCUUUUCCUUAAGCUUUGUCGUAUUGCUGUGUUUUUAAAGCUUUAAAAAAGGAUUAUGAUGUAUUCUUUUUUAUCACAGGGACUUGACUGUAUAAGAAUUAUUGAAGAACUUGCAAGAGUGCUCAAGAAACAUUCAGGUAACUGUUGCUGAAAAUGUGGUUGGUUUGUAUGUUGUUGUUUUUUAAACCAUGCACACAGGAACAUGAAUUGUGUGAGGGUGUUUGUGAAUUUCAGAUUCUGCCGAUGCAAAACACUCACGAAAGGAGUUUAAAUUUAGGAUCAGGCCUUUGAUGCACUUUAGCCACAAGAGCUUUCUAGUAUGUCUGAAAACCAUAAAGCAUUGACUUCUCUUUGCAUAUCAUUUAUGUGAUAAAUGAAUGGAGAAAUUUAGCUUAGUUAUUGGUGGGCUGGCCAUCUUCCCUGAUUUAGCAUGCAUUCAUUUGAUUUUUGGUACAGAAUCCUAACAAUCAAAUUUUAAUUCCCCCCCCCCAACCCUCCUGGAUGCACAAUACUUGAUAGUAUUGGUCUGUCUGCAAUAAUAGCGAUACAUUCUUAAAGUCUGUUAGCCCACAUAUCUGCAACUCUGUCUGCCCUUAGCCAUUGGCCCACAGUCAAAACAAAAACAUGCAAGUUGGUUGCCAUAAAGUGUGAAAAUCUGUUCUUGCAAUGACCUAAAAUGGUGGUGAUGGAAUAAACCUAACAAAAAAAAAUAGCACAAUUAGCAUAGCCUUUGUCUGCAUAAAAUGAUGAAGAUAUUAAAUUUAGGAGGAAUAAUAAUAAUGAAGCCGGGUCUUCUUGUAGCCAGGCUGCUAGCACUUCAUAGAUAUUUCUAAAGCUAAAAACAAAUACACUAGACAGAUCUGUGUGGAUUCAUGUUGUUCUCUUUUGGAAGAACAUUGUCAUUGUCAGCUUGGUCAUAGUUAAUUAGGGCUGCCAUACGUCCGGAAUCCACCAGACAUAGGCGAGAUUUAUCCGCCGAAAAUGGCCUCUGGGUGGAAUUGUCAAAACUGGACAAAGUGUAUAGGAAAACCCAGGCAUGUUGUAGCCCAUAGCUUUAAAACUUUUGGGGCACGUUAUAAGGCAUCCGUAGAGUGUGCUAGCCAGGGCUUUGAGGCCUUGCCAUCACUUUUCCUGAAAUGACUGUUCUUCGUAUUCACUCAGCACUCCCCUGUGGGUGUAAAUUGCAGGAAAAGAUCAAUAGUAGUGUGCAAGUUGUCUGUCUUCUGUUACUGUUCUUCACAUUGAGGAAUCCCUGAUAAGCUUCCAUGGAACCCUAGGCUUCCUAAGUAUGUCUUGGAACAUGGUUGAAAACCACUGCCAAAAAUGAGAUGUGUUCAGUUCAGUGAGAUGUAUUCCUGAAUAACUCUGUAUAGGGUUGUGGCCUAAGUAUCAUUGUGUACUUAACAAUGCUGAAUUUCAGCCAAUGUCAUUCCUAUGGAGUUCAACUGGUAUAAAUCUUCAUUUUUGUACUUCCAUAGGUCUAAGAAAUAUAUUACCAAUAACAACUGCUAAAGUGCCAAUUGUCAAGUUCUUUCAUGUGCGAAGUGGUCUUGAAGUAGACAUCAGCUUGUAUAAUACAUUGGUAAGAACAUCUCCUAGUUGAAAUUCAAGCACUUCUUCAAAUAGCCACUGGAGAUAUAGCAAAUGGGAUAUGGGGCUACUGUUAUGGAGGAAAACUCAUCCAAAUUACAUGGAUGAGUUCUUCCGUAUUUAUGAUGAACAGAAAUGGGGUUCAUGUGGACAACUGAUCAACAGAGUUUGGGAAAUAAAAAAAAUAAAUAUGUCAAGGUAGUUACUUCAGUGUCUUGUAGAAAUGGUUGGUAUUAAAAUCUGUCCAAACAUGCACUGUGAUUUUCAGCAUAUUUUUGUUGAAAUUAUGUGUUUUAUUCACUUGGUAUUUUUUAAAACAAGGUUGUUUAAUUUUUAGAUAGCAAGUAAAAAAAAAUUGUGGUUGUGGUGUACAUGCUCAUUCCACAUUCCAAUCGCAUGCUUCUGAAAUAAUGCUGUUUCUGUUGACUGAGGUAUUUCAGAGAGCUUUCCAAGUCAUACAGUUGCUGUCCUCCUUCACCAAUCCAUCUCAAAAUUCUAAUCUCAUUUCUUUCUAGGCUCUACAUAACACAAGACUCUUGUCCUCUUAUGCAGCUAUUGAUCCAAGAGUAAAAUAUCUCUGCUAUACAAUGAAAGUCUUCACAAAGGUACAUCAAUGUUCUAGUUAACUGGGGGAGAAAAAGUGAUACCCGUUAAGUUUUUCCACUAAUUUCUUCUCCCCCCCUCUUUUCAGAUGUGUGAUAUUGGUGAUGCAUCUAGAGGCAGCCUAUCUUCCUAUGCCUAUACUCUAAUGGUGCUCUACUUCCUUCAGCAGAGAAACCCUCCUGUCAUUCCUGUUCUUCAAGAGGUACACACUUUAAGCCUGUGUGUGUGUGUGCACAACAUUGUGCAUAGGGACUUCGCCUUUCUCUCCUUCUUGUAGCCCCUACAAACACUCAAAAACUGCUCUGCACUGCCGGGAGACCCUCUGGAACAGAUUUUGGGAAUGCGGUGGGGACUGGGGAAGAGAGGAAAGCAAAGUCCUGUUGCAGGACUGGAAUUUUGCUCGCACAACAUUGGAUCCUACCCUGUUAUGCUUGCACACUCACUUGAAAACAUCUCAAAAGCACUAAUCUCCUGCCCUGAUAGUCUUAAUAUUUAUUUUCUUAGAUAUACCAAGAGCCAAAGAAACCCGAAAUUCUAGUUGAUGGCUGGAAUGUCUAUUUCUUUGACAAAACAGAUGAACUGGUGAGUCUGGCUAAUACGAAAACAACUCUGCUAUGUAAUCUUAAGUAAAGUUACACUCCUAACCUUUUUAAUGAGGUCAAACUGACCAUGGGAAAUUGGGGGGGAAAUAAGUAAGUUUGCUCACACUUAACGAAGUAUGUUACCUUGUGCUUCGUGAUCCCAGUUGUAACUUUUUAUAAACUGCAGAGGACAUUGUGACACUGUUGGUCAUUUUUACCUCAAUUGUAUGGCAUGAGAAAAGGGCAGUACAGUGGUACCUCGGGUUACAUAUGCUUCAGGUUCUGCUAACCCAGAAAUAGUGCUUCAGGUUAAGAACUUUGCUUCAGGAUGAGAACAGAAAUCGUGCUCCAGCGGCACGGCAGCAGCAGGAGGCCCCAUUAGCUAACGUGGUGCUUCAGGUUAAAAACAGUUUCAGGUUAAGAACGGACCUCCAGAACGAAUUAAGUACUUAACCCAAGGUACCACUGUACUGUGCUCAUAAGAUCCUAAUGAUCUAGUGGCCUCUUAAAAUGAUGUUUAAGUUAUUCACUAAUAUUUAUGUCAGCAGAUACUUAGAUCAGAACCAGUUCUGUUCAUUUUCUUCAUUCUUUGCAUUUAUCUACUUCCUUUUUGCCAAGAUAGAAAGAAAACAUUAUGAGAGCAUACACAGUGAAAUGUAGAAUGUGUUGGUGACAAGGAAAAAAAUAUAGAUAUAAAAGGAGUUUGGGACAAGUCUUAUUUGGUGAGAGAACUCCAGCAGAGAGUUUAAAUCAAAAAUGUUCAACAAAGUGUGGAAAUAUAGUCUGUUAGACCUUUGAAAUAUGCCCUUCUAAGUUCCUUCCAAAGAUUCCCUCUUUCCCUCGCAUAGAAAAAGACCACAUGUUUGGUAAGAUAAAAAUGGUUCACUUAUAAACUGUCCAGAGGUCAGAUUCAUGUUGCAUAGGCAGUAAAACUUAACUGGUGAAAGUUUCUAAAUUAUUGGUACAGGAACUUAAAAGAGGCUUGUUAGAGCCAUGUGGCUGGAGGCAGCAGCUCAGAACUCUUUGCACACUGGAGUUCACAUGUAGGCUAGAGGGAAACAAAGGCUUGAUUAUUAGUAAUUCCCGAGGUAAGCUAAGCCUGCCAGGACAGCUUACUCUAUGGUCUUAACCCCUUCAUUAAUUAGACUUAAACGUGUUGAUUAUAUGAGGCAGAUUAUCCCACAGAACUUUGUUGAUUUACUUAAGUAUUAAUUUAUGUUUGUGCAAAAAUAUCACUGCAAAGGCUUUUGGGGAGUUAAUAAAAGUAAGACCCUAAAAAACCCCUUACAAACCUGAAUUGUGGUGUAUAUAUUUAGCAGUUGGAAGCUUCCUUACAUGAACCAUCAAAACUGUUUCAUUCUUAUCACACCUAUUUGCAGAAUUCAUGUUGAAAAUGCUUGCCAAUCAGGUAGAUGGGGUCACUUUAACCCAUCAUUUACAGUGGUGCCCCGCAAGACGAAUGCCUCGCAAGACGGAAAACUCGCUAGACGAAAGAGUUUUCCGUUUUGGAGGUGCCUCGCAAAACGAAUCUGCUAUGGGCUUGCUUCGCAAGACGAAAAUGUCUUGCGAGUUCCUGGGUAAAUUAUUUCCUUUUCCCCCUCUUUUUCUAAGUCGCUAAGCCGCUUAUCUGCUUAUCCGAUAAGCUGAUAAGCUGCUAAAAGCCGCUAAAAGCCGCUAAUAGCGCUAAUCCGCUAAUCCGUCAAUGGGCUUGCUUCGCAAGACGAAAAAACCGCUAGACGAAGAGACUCCCAGAACGGAUUCUUUUCGUCUUGCGAGGCACCACUGUAUUUGGUAGCUCAUGAUUGGCAAAAUAUUUGCAGCCAGAUCCGAGGAUCUCAGCAGAUGUAAGAUUUACUAGCAGUUCUCAGUUAGGAACCCUCCAUUGUGGCGAUCACACAGGGUCCCCGGACGUUUGACAGUCUAUUGAUCCCUGUGCCACCACUGUGCUCGCUUCCCCGCUGCCACCAACCCGUUACUCUCGGGUACACACUGAGUCCAGACAGUUGUUAAAAUUAAAUCAAAUAAACAAGUUUAUUUUGUAAGCAUUAACAAGUAUGGUUUCUCAGUUAAUUUUCUUAUCAGUUUCUUAACCUUAGUUUCUUUACCGGCCUAUACCUUCCUAAUACCUUCCGACUGAUUAUCUCAACUUAACAGUUUCUCUCACUCUCUCACAUCAGACCAGCCCAACCCACAGACUUAUCCCCUCUCUCUCUCUCUCUCUCUUCUCUAACUCCAGACUGACUUCUUAACAACUCUAACUCUAACUCCUACCCCUGGGUUCCUAUUGGUCAGUCAUUUUACACUUAGUUAACCCUUUCCUUAUGAACCUAGUAUGAUGUCACAAACCUAGGAGGGCAAACACCACACCCUCCAAUUUACUUAAAUUAGUAGAAGACUUGUAUCCAUCCUUUCAAUCCAAUGAUUCUCAAUGCGGCUUACAAUAUAUUGUAAUAAUUUACAUAAACACAAAUCCAAUACCUUGACAGCCCAGUAGCCCCCUGGAUAGAGCUAGAGUAUGCUUCUCUUUAGCCUGGCAGCCCCAGGGUAACUGGCAAUUGACCCUUUCUACAAGGUUGGAACAAUUCACACAUCUAGGCAAAGAGUGACAAGAGAUCAGUAAAUUGCAUGCUAUUGUCUACACCUGAAAAAGAUAUAUAUUUCACUUCCAGCCUGCAGUUUGGCCAGACUUUGGUAAAAACAAAGAAUCCAUUGGUGAAUUAUGGCUAGGACUUCUCCGUUUCUAUACUGAAGAAUUUGAUUUUAAAGAGCACGUUAUCUGCAUCCGAAGAAAAAGUUUGCUUACAACAUUCAAGAAGCAGUGGACUUCAAAAUACAUAGUUAUUGAAGGUAUUCCUCUAAAUUAUGAGACCUUUAUUCAUCAUUUAACAAAUAUAUUUGAACAACAGGGCCAAGUUUGGUGAAAUGCUUAAUUUCUGUUGGGGGAGUAAUACAGUUAAAGGUCUGUGACAGUAUAGGCAGCAAACUGCUCAAAGGAAUUUGCAUUUUAGCAACCUGAUUGGAAAAGCAUUGUACUGGCAAAUUAGUUUUAAAAAUACACCGCGAGCUGUUGUAUGAACACGGCAUCAUGAGCUGUGAUGCCACAGUUAUUGGAUGCUGACUGUAGACUAGCAAUGCCUUGGCACAACUGCCACUUUGCUCAACUGAAUAUGGGAGGGGGGGACCUAGGACCCUUACCAGCAGGGGUGGGAAGAGACAGCAGACACCACAGGUCUGUUGCUUCAGCACUGAGCCCCACCUGGCAUGAGCACAGAUGAGAUCACUGACUCGCCCAGAACGUUGCUGUCCACUUGACAGUAAUGCACCUGCACAGUAUGCUUCCUGAUGCCUUCUGAGAAGGGUACCACGUUCCCUUUUCUUCUUUGACACUCAUCUGUGGAAGCGUCUAGUCCAUGAAAAAGCUGCCCCAUACAUUGAGAUUAAGGAGGCUAGGCAUUAUAGGGAUGCAGGUGGGGCUGUGGUCUAAACUGCUGAGAAGGUUGGUGGUUUGAAUCCGCACAACGGGGUGAGCUCCUGUUGCUCUGUCCCAGCUCCUGCCUACCUAGCAGUUCGAAAGCACACCUGUACAAGUAGAUAAAUGGAUACCAGUGGCGGGACAGUAAAUGGUGUUUGCGUGCGCUCUGGUGUUCACGGUGUUCCGUUGCACCAGAAGCGGUUUAGUCCUGCUGGCCACAUGACCCAGAAAGCUGUCUGUGGACAAAUGCCGGCUCCCUCGGCCUGAAAGCAAGAUGAGUGCUGCAUUCCCAUAGUCGCCUUUGAGUGAACUUAACCAUCAAGGGGUCCUUUACCUUUACCUUUAGGCAUUGUGUUAAACAAUGGGAUGUGAGAUAUAGGGGGAAGGAAACACCAAUAGAGGCCAAAUUAGGUAAAGGUAAAGGACCCCUGACAGUUAAGUCCAGUUGCGAACGACUUUGGGGUUGCGCACUCAUCUCGCUUUACUGGCUGAGGGAGCCGAUGUUUGUCCGCAGACAGCUUCCGGGUCAUGUGGCCAACAUGACUAACCCACUUCUGGCAAAGCCAGAGCAGCACACGGAAACACCAUUUACUUUCCCAUCGGAGUGGUACCUAUUUAUCUACUUGCACUUUGACGUGCUUUUGAAGUGCUAGGUUGGCAGGACUGAGAAUGGGAGCUCACCCCGACAUGGGGAUUCAAACCGCCGACCUUCCGAUGGGCAAGCCGAAGAGUCUCAGUGGUUUAGACCACAGCGCCACCUGCAUCCCUAGACCCCAAGUUAGAUUGGUAUAUAAAAUGGACUGAUGGAGGUGUUUUGUAGUAUGCCAUCAUUGGACUCUGAACUUGCUUCCUUUGAUCCUCCUUUCUGUGUCUUAUGAAGUGUCAUGGGCCAUGCUAGGCACAUGAUAUUGGCCAUCAAAGGGUAGCCUUUUAUCACUCCAGCUUUCUUGCAUAGCUUGUUGCCUUGAUUUGCAUUUGCUCUAGCUUUCCCUUGAAUAGACAUAGAAUAUUAUUGGCUAGCUGUCGGGGAGCUCAUGCUGGUAAUCCCCAAGUAACUAGUUCUGUUUGGCCGUGCAGCGUUAUCUAUAUAAUCCCUGCCUCUCUAUUCUUAAUAAACUAGUAAAUACAAGGAUCGGGCACGCUUUACUGGUGGUUCUUUUUCUGCCUGCUCCCUCUGACUGUGAAUUACUAUACAGGUGUCUCCCCACUUGCGUGCGAUCAGCAUGCACGCUCCCACUGACACAUGCGCUGUUUUCGGCGCCGCAAGGUGGUAUGGUGGGGGCGGAAUGGGGGAAUCUCCACUCGCUCUGCUUGGUGGCCGCAAACAGAACCCCCGAGUGAGUAGGGGUCCCCUGUACUACAGUUUUUUCUCUAUAUACAUUUUUUUGCAAUAAAAUGAUUGGCUUAGUUUUUCAGUUUGAACAACUAUUGCUUUAUCUUGUUGAAGGUUUUUCAUCUUCUUGUCGUCAAAAUCUUAGAUCACUCUUCAGUGUUUUCCCUUUCUUUGUACAUGAGGAAGGGGAAGAAAUCUGUUUUAUAAAUGUGGCUCAGCAUUAAAAAUGUAACCAGCAUUCCCAUUGGUUUUUUUGUUCUUUGGAUUCUGUUUGUUCACGAGCUAUUUUAAUAUGGGUUUUGUUAAAACCUGCAACACCCCUCUUGCAGAUCCUUUCGACCUGAAUCACAAUCUUGGAGCCGGUUUGUCAAGAAAAAGUAAGUGAUUGCCAUAAAUUAUGUUGUACAGAGAUAUACUUUUAUAUGACUCUGUUUCCAUUUAAUUGAUCAUUGUUUUUGUUUUGAUUACUCUAGUGACAAACUUUAUAAUGAAGGCUUUUAUAAAUGGUAGGAGGGUGUUUGGCACCCCGGUAAGAGGAUUUCCUAAAGAAUACUCUUCAAAGAUGGUGAGUGUGUUAGAUUUCUAACAACAUUUUAUUAAGAUGUUCUAUGCUGUAUUGUACUGCAUUACAAUUUGAAUUAUAUAGAUAAGAAAUAAAAGUACCUACAAAAAUAAAGUUUAAAAUCAUUAUAAAUAUUUAAUAUGGACACCCUGAAAACUACCUGAAUUCAGUUUGUGAGCCACACUUUAGGAACCCUGUCCUAGAUGUUUCACUAGUCCUUGCUGAAAUUUUCAAACACAGGAAUAUGCAACCAGUAGUGUUUGCUUGUUUUGCACUAGUCAGAAAGAAUUGCCCAUUUCAGUUCAAUGCUAACAUUUUGUAUUUUUGUUAGGAAUAUUUUUUUGACCCAGAGGUGCUGACAGAAGGUGAACUGGCCCCAAAUGAUAGAUGUUGCAGGAUUUGUGGUAAAAUUGGGCAUUUCAUGAAAGACUGUCCCAUGCGGAGAAAGUAAGUACGCUUUGCCUCGCUGAAGGAUAAUAUGCCUCUAAUUGUGCAGAUUUUUUUUACUGACAGUAGUGCAGACACAACGCUCCCCAUUUCCUAACCAUUGUUAGUGGAUUGGAAAUAUUAUGAGUGCACUGGGGAACGUUGGGUGUGACACCCCUUGGUGUAGUAAUUCGUAGCACAUAUAAAUGCUUUAGUGUGACAUUUAGCAAGCCUUAAGGGAAUUUUAGUACAUUUUUUCAUAUUCAGGCUGCCUUAAGAUAAAUUUUACUGUGAUUCAUGCAUUCUUAGACCCAGAAGACGGCACGAGAGUGAAGAUCUUAAAAACCAAAGAUACACAGAAAACAAAGAAAAAAGAAGUAAGGAGGAAAAAGAGACCCCUGUUAAAAUUGCAGAAAGAGAUGUCCUGCUAAAAGAUGGGAGAUUGCAGAUAUGUACACCUAACAAAAACAAAUUGGGUAGGGGAGCAAUGGAAACUGCAAAAGAGAAGACACCCAAGCAGCCAGCAGAGAAAUGGAAGCGACAGGAAGACAGAGAAAAGCGUUGCUUUAUUUGUGGAAGGGAAGGACAUAUUAAAAAAGAGUGCCCUCAGCACAAAGGAGCUGCAGGUACUCAGCCCAACAAUAAUAGUGUUCAUGGUACUAAAAAUAUGCUUUAAGGUCAACUGGGAAUUUUAGUGACACUUGUGGGCUUCUUUUCUUUUCUCUUCUCUUUUCUUUUCUUUGCAGACGAGGGCAACCAAUAUGAUGUUUUUUUUAAAAAAAUUCAAGAAACAGGAUAUAAGCUUAAGCGUAACAUUAUCAAAACAAUUAGUUCCCCCUCCUCCCACAACGGAUGAAUGCAGUAAAUUGUCCCAUAAAACUUUUCUAAAGUUGUGGUUCUGAAAUACUUUUCAGUAGAGAGAGUAAAUGUUUUCAGAUGUUUUGUUGGAUUCCUAGGAGUGGCUGGUAGCUUUUUAACCAUUUCCCUUUAUGCCAUUUCCUUGUUGAAAAGCUCCCCCACCAAAGCUGUCCCCACCCCCCCAAGGAAGAGAGAGAGAGAGAGAGUAAAAGCAGCCUAAGAUACAGUGGUGCCCCGCAAGACGAAUGCCUCGCAAGACGAAAAACUCGCUAGACGGAAGAGUUUUCCGUUUUUUGAGUCGUUCCGCAAGACAAAUUUCCCUAUGGGCUUGCUUCGCAAGACGAAACGUCUUGCGAGUUCUUGCGAGUUUGUUUCCUUUUUCUUAAAGCCGCUAGGCCGUUAAUAGCCGUGCUUCGCAAGGCGAAAAAACCGCAAGACGAAGAGACUCACGGAACGGAUUAAUUUCGUCUUGCGAGGCACCACUGUAUGUGAUAUUUUCAAUGGGAGCAAGGAAAGCCCCUACUUCAAAUGGCAGCCUUCGUGGUUGUCAAAUACAAAGCCAGCGGGUGGGGGAAUUUAUUUUUAUUUUUUAAAAAAUAAAUAAAUCAGAACUGCCCUGAAGGAAGAAAAAAAAUAUUUUGAAAGUUGACCUUUGGCAUGCUUUUUACUGUUCCAAUUAAUAGGUGGAUUUUUCCAAAGUAGAUUUUUCUUGUAAGGUAAAUUUUAAUCUCAUUAGAUUUUAACUUUCCUAGGUGCCUUGAAGUUGGAAAGUCCAUGUGGGUCCCCUUUAUCCAGUGCUGUUAAGCAUUCUGGUCGAUUGAAUCAGGUAAACAGUUACCACGUGUGAUUUAUUUAUUUUAAAGUAAAAAAUUAACUUUUGGCCGCAUAGCACAAUUCUUAUUUUAAAUGUUAUGCUGCUAUUACAUCUUGCAAUAAGUAUCUUCAAAUGGUCACUCCUGGCUUUUCUUUUUAAGGGACUGCUUUUACAAGAAGAAAAAAAGAAACAGAAAGGAAGAAUAUUCUUGAGUCCCCAAUCAGGUUUGUGAACUAGGCUUGGCCUACGCAUAGCAUUCUGCACGCAUGAGAAUCAGCUGGUCGUUUGGUGUACUGGAGCAUUCUUCACAAGUCCCUUGCAUAGCACUCCACCAGUCACAUCUUUACCUGUGGGGCUACCUUUGAAGGUGACCCGGAAACUGCAAUUAAUGCAGAAUGCGGCAGCUAGACUGGUGACUGGAAGUGUCCGUCGGGACCACAUAAUACUGGUCCUGAGAGAUCUGCAUUGGCUCCCAGUACGUUUCCGAGCACAAUUCAAAGUGUUGGUGCUGACCUUUAAAGCCCUAAAUGGUCCUGUAUACCUGAAGGAGCAUCUCCACCCCCAUCGUUCAGCCCGGACACUGAGGUCCAGCUCCAAGGGCCUUCUGGCAGUUCCCUCACUGCAAGAAGUGAGGUUACAGGGAACCAAGCAGAGGGCCUUCUUGGUAGUGGUGCCUGCCCUGUGGAAUGCCCUCCCAUCAGAUGUCAAGGAAAUAAGCAGCUAUCCUAUUUUUAAGACAUCUGAAGGCAGCCCUGUUUAGGGAAGUUUUUAAUAUUUAAUGCUGUAUUGUUUUUAACACUCGAUUAGGAGCUGCCCAGAGUGGCUGGGGAGACUCAGCCAGAUGGGUGGGGUAUAAAUCAUAAAUUAUUAUUAUUAUUAUUAUUAUAUACCUGUCCCACUCUUGGUGUCAUGUUGUAUCAGGUGUGGGUUAGGUGGGUGUGUUCCCCACCCUGGUCUAGAAGAACCAACAGAGUUGGGGUCCCCUCUCCUUCCAUCAGAGUGAUCAAGACAGCACUAGUAAAUAACAAAACCAGUUGAAAUAGAUCCAGACAAAGUCUUAUCCCAGAAUGCCUGCAUUUGCACGGCCACCACCACUCAAGCACUUCAACAAAGAAUGGGAUACUUGGAGCUUUCCAAUAGCUGCUGCAAUAUUUGACAUCUACAGAGGCUUUGUAUGAAGCGCUAGAUUGGAAACUUCAAGAGAAACAAAUUUAGUGACGGAAUGUAUGGGCAGAAGUAACAGACCAAAGAAAGGAAUACAGAAGUGGAGGCAUGCUGGUGCCGCUGGAUAAAUAUACCUUGAGAUCAUGACAGAGACAUGCUUAGAGAAAACAAAGACGGUGCUUUAGUGUAGAUGUGUAACAGGAGGUUACAGUCAAAGACAUGGUGGGUAGCUUGGAAUAGACUUGGAAGUGUCCAAGUGCCCCGUUUUUCUUGGCUCUGCUGAGUUUGCAUCAUUGUAACCUAAAAACAUAUGUUACUAAAAAAUUAACUAGUUUGGUUUCUACCUAUUUACUCAUUUUUGUGGUCUUUCUCCCCAUAUACAGGCAGCCUUUCCAGUAAAUAUAUGACUCAGGGAAAAGCUUCGCAGAAGAGGCCUCAUCAAGAUUCAUGA